Messenger RNA from Varroa destructor (honeybee mite), 1845 nucleotides. Its product is annotated as excitatory amino acid transporter pseudogene. The record is from RefSeq and is a predicted model, not a curated record. Lineage: Eukaryota; Metazoa; Arthropoda; Arachnida; Mesostigmata; Varroidae.
GGCAGGGACUAACCGUUUUAAACAAAUAACAAAAACGAAGCUAGUGUACAAUUUUUGGAGACUAGAAUUAAGUGCAUGGCAUUGUAACAGAUGGUGUUUCAAGGAAUGUAGAUCAAUUUACUGUGACACGUUCUUGCAUGUAUUUCCAGGGGUGAAGUAGGGUGAGUUAGGUCAAUGUGUAGCGUACUCUAAGUGCGACACUAGCGUAAUGUUAAAAUCAGUGCAGAGACUUUACGACAACACCCCAGAUGUGACACCUUACCAAACGUCGGUAGAUCCGGUGACUCACGGAUCCGGUGCCUCGAACGUUCUCUCUUUCAGCAGCUCAACCAGCAGUUCAAACGUGGUCAAGCCGGAAAGCUCUUCACAGAGUGAAGGUAAUCUAUUAUUAGUGAUCACGGUUGUUGCGGUUGUGAUCGGUUUCGUGCUCGGAAUCAUGGGUCGAACGCUGUCACCCUCGGAUGAUAUCAUCACAUUAGUGUCGUUUCCGGGUGAAAUGUUCAUGGGCAUGUUGAAAAUGCUUAUACUGCCCCUUGUCGUAUCGUCGGUUGUUGCUGGUCUAGCCCAGAUGGAUCCUAAAUCCAGUGGUAAGAUCGGCAUGCGUGCACUGACAUACUACUUCGCGACAACGAUCAUCGCUUCUAUUCUUGGUAUUAUCAUGGCAACCGUGAUAAAUCCUGGCGACCCUUCGUUAAAAACACGCACAGCACCCCGUUCAGAAGAAGUCCGGCAGAAACUUUCAACCAUGGACGCAUUUCUUGACCUUAUCCGAAAUAUGUUUCCCGAAAACCUCGUUCAAGCAUGCAUUCAAAGGGCGGAGACACAGUAUGAAAAUGUUACGUCCAUAGAAGUUAACACGGGCGAGAAAUCAUAUAGGACCCAGCGAAAGAUGGUGUAUAAAGAUGGGACGAACAUCCUAGGCAUUCUGGUGUUUUUUGUCGUGUUCGGGAUUGUUACAGGACAAAUGGAAAACAGAGCCGAUAUCGUAGUGAGAUUCUUUGUUCAACUGAAUGACGUAACAAUGAGGAUGGUUUUUCUCGUGAUUUGGUUUUCACCGUUGGGCAUUAUGUCGCUGAUCAUUGGCAGGUUACUAUCCCUUGAGAAUAUAGACAUUAUAGCUUCACAGCUCGGCUUAUACAUGCUUACCACUUUCCUCGCACUACUCGUUCAUGCGCUUAUCAUGCUCCCCCUCAUCUAUUUUCUUAUUACUCGACAGAACCCAUGUGCGUUCCUUAAGGGGAUGAUGCAAGCCAUUGCCACAGCGUUAGCUACAUCAUCCAGUUCAGCCACUCUACCCGUGACCUUCCGGUGUUUGGAAGAGAACCUUAAUAUUGACAAACGCGUAACACGCUUCAUUCUGCCGAUCGGGGCCACCGUUAACAUGGAUGGUGUGGCAAUGCAUGAACCUAUCAUAGCGCUGUUUAUUGCGCAGAUCAAUAACAUCUCCCUCGGUUUUGGCGACCUAACAAUAUUAACUAUUAUGUCAAUUGCUUCAUCGAUUGGUGCCGCUGCGAUUCCAUCGGCCGGUAUUGUGACGACACUCCUUGUCCUGACUUCUGCGGGUCUGCCCACCGAUGACGUAUCUUUUGUUAUUGCAGUUGACUGGAUUAUCGAUCGCGGUCGAACCGCAGUCAAUGUGCUAGGAGAUGCUUUCGGCGCGGGCAUCGUAGACUACAUGAUAAAAAAACAACCGGAGAAAAAAGUCGAAAAGGUUGUCCCUCGGGUGGCACCUAAGACAAUUCCGGUCGUCCAAACCGUUGAUAACAGUGGAUCCGAGAGCACCAUUUCAGAGUACGACGAGGUACGGCACGCUGUAUGACUCACUGAUUGUCAUGAGAAUCGUUC